This is a messenger RNA of Chiloscyllium plagiosum (whitespotted bambooshark), 1199 nucleotides long. It is a transcript of the gene nicn1, whose product is annotated as nicolin 1. NCBI's taxonomy places the organism in Eukaryota, Metazoa, Chordata, Chondrichthyes, Orectolobiformes, Hemiscylliidae. The record is from RefSeq and is a predicted model, not a curated record. Gene Ontology annotation, cellular component: nucleoplasm.
GGGAGAAGUGGAGAGAGUACGUACUGCGACCUGCCGGAUUGAGCACGUAACCCCGUCCUUGCGGGAUGACGUCAUCGGUCGCUAUGGUCGCGCGUCGUUUUGACCUACCCUCCCUUCUUUGAUACAGCAAUCCUGGUUCAGUUCAGUUCAGUUCAGUUAGAAUUGGGAAAUAGUGGCUGAGAGUUUACUGUCUUCCGAAAUUUGUAAAGCGACGGCACACAGCUAAAAUGGCAGAUGAAAGCAUUGCAUGUAUAAUCAAAAGCCCAAUUGCACUACAGACUGGCGAUGUGAGAACAGACUUGGCAAAACCUGGAGUGUAUGUUAUUGAGGUGACUUUUCCACGGGAAAGAAUCAUAAAUGUAUCAUGUUUAUCUCCUUUAUUGGAGGAACUUGUAAUUCAGCUGACUCUUAUCACUAAUAUAUUACUCUGCACUGACCAGCUUCAGUCAAUUGCAUUUAAGAAUUAUUACACCGCAUUCUUAACUGUACGUCUUCAAAGACGACUGAACUCAGAGUCUGACAGGAAGCUGUUGAAAUGGAAGACCUGCAUCCGGGACAUGUGUUUGAUGCCUAAUCCCCACACCGAGAAUGGAUCACAGGAUUACUUUUCCAUCCACCGUGAUCAGAUGCUGUUUGAACCAGAUGGUGUUGUGACAGUGCGUCUGAUCCUCCGGCAGCCAUCCCCAGUUUGGCUGAACUUUACAAUAGAGGACAUCAAAAUGUAUGAAUGUGACCAUGACAAGGAUAAGGUACAAGGACCAUGGCUUUCUCAACUCACUCCUCAAGACCGACCUUUGAAAUUAAGUGACGGAUUACCGGAUCCAGAGGUUGUAGCUUCCAGUGUUCAGCAGAUGUGGGUUUUAACUGAAAUGGUCCGGAACAAUCCAGCAACCACACGGGUUGGACGGUUUGAUGUGGAUGGUUCCUAUGAUGUCAACCUGCUAUCCUAUACCUGAGUGACUCAUCUCACACUACUGUUCCCGCUGAGAGGACCAGAGGAUACAAACCUCCUUGUUUGUGACUGCAUGCAAGUCUAUAUAAAAUGCACUUGAUGCCCUGACAGAAAACUGAAGUAAAACCAGAGUUAAUUUUCUGCUUUUGUCUUUGUGGGACCAGACUCAGUUCAAACUGUUCAAUAUCAGCUCCACUAAUGUUUUAUAUGUACAAAGUUAAUAAAUGUAAUAUAUUGUUGUUCUAAA